AUGGCUAUCUGUCAUCUGUUCAAAGCCAUCAAUGAUAUCAACAGCUGGCCAACUGUUAGGCCAUGGUUUACUCGAACACCCUCCUCCUGGGACAAUGCUCUGAGGCAUUGGCAGCCGUCAGGGCAUAGCACGCCCGACAUCCUGCGUAGACAAGGCAGGAAUGUCAUCGUCAGAAAGAGUGAGCGUUGGGGAGAUGGUGCCCAAAUAGGCAAGGGCAAGCAAGGGGCCGAGGGUGUAGACGUGAGUGAGAUUAAGUCCAAGCUUGAAAAAGCUUGGCUGGAUGACAGGGGAGUGUCCAGUUUGUGCUGCUUGCCAGUUGUGCUGUCAGGAACAGAGAACAUCAAGCCACUAGAUGAUGAUGACAAUGACAAGGGCCAUGGCGGCAAGACAGCACGCUUCAUCUGCUUUACAUCUUGGCAAUGA
Messenger RNA from Coniophora puteana RWD-64-598 SS2, 423 nucleotides. RefSeq lists its product as uncharacterized. The record is from RefSeq and is a predicted model, not a curated record. Bases 1 to 423 code for a protein of 140 amino acids. The transcript has 2 exons. NCBI's taxonomy places the organism in Eukaryota, Fungi, Basidiomycota, Agaricomycetes, Boletales, Coniophoraceae.